AUAGACGCCUUACAGUCGGACUUUAAAAAAAAAAAAAAAAAAAAAAAAAGCCAAAGCGUCGCGCCGUUUUUACCGACAUUCGGGUUCCUGAUCUCACAGAAAUAUUACAAUUGCGUAACAUCUCCCGGGUCUCAUCUGUUAAUUAGGCCUACAUCAUUUACAGGAUGAUUGGCACCUCCCACCAUGAUGUGUGAGGCUGUAUCCUGCACAGCCCGAGAUAAAAUACGUGAGGACGGGAGAGGGGAAAAAAAGAGAGAGAGGCUGCUUUCCCCCUCCUCAAUUUUAGGCCAUUUAUUUCAUGGAGACAGCGAUCCAUUCCCUCCCCGCGAUGAUAAUAAGCCUCCUGAUCCAGGCUGAGCACUUUGACAGAUGGACUCCGGUGCCGUAGAAAGAAAAGCCUAUUUCCUCCUGGAUACAGCCCGUAAUUACAAUUCAUGAUGACACCCUUUUUCCCCUCUUCUUCUUCUUCUUCCUCUUCUUCUUCUUCUACUUCUUCCACACGUGAAUGUACGAAACAGCGCCGCAUCUUUCUCCUGCUCUGCCCGGCAGGCCUGCUUUGGAUGCUGCUGCUGAUGAUUGUUGUGUGUUUGGCUGCCGAGGUGAAGCUAACCCCCUUCACGACUCAUUUCCGUGCAUCAUGCGCAUUCAUCCUCCCCGUCAGGAGCGCGGAGGCCCGGGUACACACACGAGACGCGCUCCGGUGGCUGGAUUCACUCUCCAGACGUUCAGUAUCGCGAUGACAGUCAGUGGAGCGAUAGAAAAGAAAAAGAAAAAUGCUUAGUCCGUCUAUGAGGUUUGGUGAGACGCCUGAGAAAGGUUCGUCUCUCAUCCCAGUGAAGCCUGGGCCGGGGGCCAGAGGUCGUCCACCGAACCCCUCACGCUCCUCCCCCUCUCACCCCCUGCACCCCCCUCCCUCACCCUACACCCCUUUCAACCACUGGACCACUUUCACCCCCCCCCACAUACUCACACGACCACCCUUUCCGCCUCACCACCCCGCAGCACCUCUUGUCUCGUGCCUGCCCGCCUCACCCAAUCAGCUUGAGAGUAAAGACUCCCCCCCACCUCCCCCGAAACCCGUCGUAGUAACUGUUUCAUGACGAGUCAGUCGUCCACUAGGCACUGCUCUCAGGUGUCCUAGACGUCCUCUCUCAGAUAACACCUCUCGCACCCAGGCCUCAAGAUGAUGUGCGAGGUGAUGCCCACCAUCUCCGAGGACGGGCGCGGCGGGGGAGGAGGCGGCUCGUCUUCCCCGGCGGGGGGCGGAGGAGGGAUGGGAGGAGGGAUGGGAGGCGUGGGGGGCUACGGAGGCCGGGAGGCCCGCGGCGGAGGCGGCAGCGACGAGGGGGGCAGCACGGGCAACCUGGAGUCGCUGAUGGUGAACAUGCUGACGGAGAGGGAGCGGCUGCUGGAGAGCCUGAGGGAGACGCAGGACAGCCUGGGGACGGCGCACCUACGCCUGCGAGAGCUGGGCCACGAGAAGGAGUCGCUCCAGAGGCAGCUGUCCAUCGCCCUGCCGCAGGAAUUUGCAGUGCUGACCAAAGAGCUGAACCUCUGCCGGGAACAGCUGCUGGAGAGAGAGGAGGAGAUAGCCGAGCUGAAGGCGGAGAGGAACAACACACGACUGCUGCUAGAACAUCUGGAGUGCCUGGUGUCCCGUCACGAGCGCAGCCUGAGGAUGACCGUGGUGAAGAGGCAGGCCCAGUCCCCGGCCGGGGUCUCCAGCGAGGUGGAGGUCCUGAAAGCCCUCAAGUCCCUGUUCGAGCACCACAAGGCCCUGGAUGAGAAGGUGAGGGAGAGGCUACGGGUGGCGCUGGAGCGAGUGGCGUCCCUGGAGGAAGAGCUGCAGACGUCCUCUCAAGAGGUUGUGUCUUUAAGGGAGCAGAUCAAGCGACGGCAGCAGGGACUGGACAACGGCAAAGAGCGGCUUCCCAACGGACCUUCCUCCAUCUUGGACGACGCCGACGUCGACAGGCAGAGGGAGGGCGAGAUAGAGCGACAGAGGUCAGAGCUGGGUCAGCUGAAGGAGAGGCUGGCGCUCAUGUGCAGACAGGUCGGCGAGAUCGAGGAGCAGCUGACGUCCGCCAGGAGGGAGCUGGCCCGGUCGGAGGAGGCCAACCAGAAACUGCAGAGGGACGUGAAAGAGGCGCUCUGUCAAAGGGAGGACAUGGAGGAGAGGAUCACCACAUUAGAACGCAGGUACCUGAGUGCCCAGAGGGAGGCGACGUCUCUCCAUGACAUAAAAGACAAACUGGAGAACGAGUUGGCCAGCAAAGACUCUCUGUACAGACAGAGCGAGGAGAAGAACCGGCAGCUACAGGAGCGGCUGGAUGAUGCCAAACAGAAGCUGCAGCAGACUCUGCAGAGGGCCGAGACGCUGCCUGAGAUAGAGGCGCAGCUCGCGCAGAGAGUGGCAGCGCUCAAUAAGGCGGAGGAGCGUCAUGGUAACUUUGAGGAGCGACUGCGACAGAUGGAGGCGCAACUGGAGGAGAAGAACCAGGAGCUACAGAGGGCGAGGCAGAGGGAGAGGAUGAAUGACGAACACAACAAGCGCCUCUCCGACACGGUGGACAAGCUCCUGUCCGAGUCCAACGAGAGGCUGCAGCUCCACCUGAAGGAGAGAAUGGCCGCCCUGGAAGAAAAGAACGCCCUCUCAGAGGAACUGUCUAACAUGAAGAAACUCCAGGAUGAUCUGCUGGCAAACAAGGACCAGCUGAUAGCGGAGCUGGAAAGGAUUCAGCUGGAGUUAGAUCAGCUGAGAGCGAGGCCCGGGGGCUCUUAUUCCAGUCGCUCUCUGCCAGGUAGCGCUCUGGAGUUGAGGUAUUCCCACGGGGGCGGGUCCCUUCCAACUGGUUCCACCACUCACCUGGAUCCCUUUGGCAGUGCCCCCGCCGGGGGCGUGGUCAGGCGGAGUCACCGGGCCCGCUGGAGCUCCGCCCGAGAGGACUCCACCAAGUACCCAGACUGGGAGAGCGGGGCUAUGCUGGGGACCGGGUUUGAGCCGGGCUUGGAUGUGGGCUGCUCGGACGACGAGGACGACGGGGAGGCUCGGUUCGGCUCUGAGCUGCUGUCCCCCAGCGGACAGACGGACGUGCAGACCCUGGCCAUCAUGCUGCAGGAACAGCUGGAGGCCAUCAAUAAAGAGAUCAAACUGAUCCAGGAGGAGAAGGAGAACACAGAGUUGCGGGCCGAAGAGAUCGAGAGCCGGGUCAGCGUGGCUUUGGACAGUCCGCCCAUCCCUCCAACCUCUCUGGGGCGAGACAGCACAGGACGGGGCUUCAUCCCCUCGUCCAUCACAUCCUCCACCCUGGCCUCCCCCUCUCCCCCCAGCUCCGGACACUCCACCCCUCGCCUGCCUCACUCCCCGGCCCGCGAGACCGAUAGACAGAACAACAAAGAAGACGACCGGUCCCUCGCUGUCCUCGACUCCACGCCUCCGUCCACUCCUCGCGCGCUGCGGCUGGACAGGAUGACCCUCACCCAUCCAGGUGCGAUGCUAGACGACCCCCGGGAGUUUCGCAGUCUCUCGGCAGAUGGCAGCAGCUCCAACAGCAGCCAAGAUUCUCUCCACAAGUCCAGUAAGAAGAAAAGCAUCAAGUCUUCCAUCGGUCGGCUUUUUGGAAAGAAGGAGAAGGGAAGGAUGGGCCAACCUGGGCGGGAUGGAUCCGCAUCUCUCGCGUCUACACCCUCUGAGGACCUGGCCUCUGGAGACCCGAUGGGCAUGAACAAGACCGGGACGCUGGGUCCAGCAGAUAAAGACCGCCGCAGCAAGAAGAAGCACGAGCUACUGGAGGAAGCAUGUCGCCAAGGACUUCCUUUUGCAUCUUGGGACGGACCCACUGUUGUAUCUUGGUUGGAGCUGUGGGUGGGAAUGCCGGCCUGGUACGUCGCAGCCUGUCGCGCCAACGUGAAGAGCGGCGCCAUCAUGGCCAACCUGUCGGACACGGAGAUCCAGCGGGAGAUCGGCAUCAGUAACCCGCUUCACCGCCUCAAACUGCGGCUGGCCAUCCAGGAGAUGGUGUCCCUCACCAGCCCCUCCGCCCCGGCCAGCACUCGCUCUUCGACCAGUAACGUGUGGAUGACCCACGCAGAGAUGGAGUCUCUGAAUGCUGCCACCAAGCCUCCGGAGCUGAAAGAGUUCAGCUGGGAUCAGAUACUGGCUUACGGCGAUAUGAAUCAUGAGUGGGUGGGCAACGACUGGCUGCCCAGUCUGGGCCUGCCGCAGUAUCGCAGCUACUUCAUGGAGUCCCUGGUGGAUGCCCGCAUGUUGGACCACCUGACCAAGAAGGAGCUGAGAGGACAGCUCAAAAUGGUGGACAGCUUUCACAGGGUCAGUUUGCAUUACGGCAUCAUGUGCCUGAAGCGGCUGAAUUACGAUCGCAAGGAGCUGGAGAGGAGGAGAGAGGAGAGCGUCCACCAGAACAAAGAUGUGAUGGUGUGGUCCAAUGAGCGCGUGAUGUGCUGGAUACAGACUCUCGGUCUGAAGGAGUAUGCCGACAACCUCCGCGAGAGUGGCGUCCAUGGGGCUCUGCUGGCUUUAGACGACACCUUUGACUACACCGACCUGGCCCUGCUGCUGCAGAUCCCCAAUCAGAACACACAGGCCAGACAGCUCCUGGAGCAAGAGUACAACUCCCUCAUCUCCAUGGGAACCGAGAGACGACCCGAUGAGGAUGGAACGAAGACGUUCACCCGCUCGCCCUCCUGGAGGAAGAUGUUUAGGGAGAAGGACCUCCGGGGCGUGACCUCCGACUCCGCCGAGACCCUGCCUGCUAACUUCCGUGCCUCAGCCAUCUCCACGCCCUCCGUUACCCUGAGAAAGGUUCAGAGUGAUGCCAGCUCUGGUGCCCGGGGUGAAUCUGCCUCAGUGAGGACGUACUCCUGUUGAGGGGCUGAGGGCGCUGACUGGAUCGGGGGACUUAGAGGACCCUCUCGCUCAUCCACGGAGAAAGAAGCAAUGAAUAUAACCAUUUAACUUAAAAAAAAAAGAAGAAGAAGAAGAAAUCUAUCGGUCUGACCAUUCUGCAAUAACAGAAGCAAAGGAAUGAAGGGGAAAAUGACAUGAAGAAUGUAUGAAUGUAUUUUCCGACUUGAAAGGUUGAAUGGGAUCAGCUGUUUUCUCUCUCUCUCUCUUUCUCUCUCUCUCUCUCUCUCUCUCUCUGUCUCUCUCCUCCUGUCACUCUGUCUUUGCUCUUUCUCCCGGCGUGACUGUGCUGUGGGGUUAAUAAAGGACAACGCCAGGUGUGGGUUAGGUUAGUGCCGGUCGUGCAGGUUUCCCCUCUUUUCAUUCCUCGCCAGGAGUCAGCGGAGUUGGCAAUAUCAGGGCUCAUUUUCCUACCUUCAGAAACCACUUGCUGCCAUUUCUUUAUUCUCUUACAGUCUGAAAACAGCUAAACGUGUCGCCUUAUAACUCCUGCCCAGCAACAGGUGUCUUUCAGGAGAAGCGGGGCAGGGGUUAACCUCACCGUAAAGUUUUAAAAACAAGAGGAGUGACUGGAGGGAUGUUCGCAAUGACUAGGGGGGAAAUGGCUGGUUGUAACUCUUAAACAACACCGGCGUUCUCCUUUCUGCUCACGAGUCGGCUGGUGUCCGGUGUCAGCCAUUGUGGCUCCAUUGUUGGCGUCUAUUGGGCCCGCCAGGGGUGUCUAAGUGUCCCCAAUUGGUCGGAGUGGCGUAGUAAAACACGUCCGAAUUCAGACCACUGUACAGCUCCGACCACAUCAGAGGGACCCUCCUUGCGCUUUGUCUGUUGGCACCUUGAAAGCUGAUAGGCAGAGUAAUUUCUUUUGAUGGGACCCCAUUAUAGAGAUCAAAGGCACAGAGGUGGAUGGGAGAGGGUGGAGCGAGGCCACAGGGGCACUGUGCUCACCGGGUUCAUGAUGUCCAUGGCAGGAAAUCCAUGCAGCUAGUGUCGGUGCCGCUGUCCGAUAAGGCAUGCCGCACAAGGAGUUGUAACUUUUGGCGUCAUGGAGGUUAAAGGAGCGCCCCGCAGAAGAACACUCCUCAGGAGGCGUCUUCUGUGGUGCCAAAGGAGCGUUACACUCAUGAUAGCGUAGCGAUGUCAUCGGGGAAAUCUUCCAAAUGAGGGUGGAGAAAAUUAAGAGAAAGCUAAUUAAAGCAUUUGUUAACCGCUGUAUAGGUCAGCAAAACAGCUACUUGAGUUUGGGGUUGCCAAGUUGUGAGAAAAACUGUUUAAACGACACAAAAUGUAGUUCUCUGAAUCUUUGGGAGGAUGCAAAUAGAGACAUUACCUUCUGGAAAUAUCGUCUUAGGGCUGCAAUAAACGAUCAUUUCCAAUCGACAAAUCGAUACUACUGCGGUCUGUUAAACGUCUGAACAUUGCGAAUAAUGUCGUUCCAUGUUUCCAAACUCAAGAUGACGUCCGCAGAAUGUCUUGUUUCAUCCACAACCCAAAAAUAUUCAGUUUGCUGUCAUAAAAGAGCAGCGAUUCCAAAAAAGUGCUUGAAUCAGAGAAAUUCUGAUUUUUGCCCGCUUGUCAACAUCUGAUUAACAUUUAUAGCUGCUGAUUUGGUCGCUAAGUAUAAGGUUGUUAAUAAAUUUGAUUAUUUGAUAUGAAUUAAAGAGCUAGCUGAGAAGGCAACAACCAAAGUUGUUGCCUGCUUUUCUACGAAUUGGAACAUAAUUAAAAUGACAAUGCCACGAAUGACAAACCCUUUGUAAAGAAUGUCUUUAUAGAAAGCGGUGCCAUCGUGUUCAAACAUGUUUAGGACGGCUUGACAUCCUCACUUAGCCCUCCACAAUGCAGUUUAUGACUUAAUCAUCAGCUCAGGGUCUUGGGUAAUCCUGAUGAUGGGAGAGGCGGCAUGAAGACAAAACAGCGACUCACAGGGAGGAAAGAAAAAACAACAGCUACAAAAAAAAAAAAAGGGUGGACAGAAGCCGGUCAUUUUACUGCACACACAAGCCAUAACAGAAACCAAGAGCUCUCUGGGGGGUGAGAUCAGAGAGAGGCAGGAAGAGAGGGCGAGCCCGAGGAAGCCCAGGAAACAAAACCUUUAGCCUCUGUGUUUACGAUGCAUGUCAAACAAACGACAAUGACCUAAAAACAUUUUUUUGGUGGUGAAGAUGAUAUGAGGUGUCUUUAAAAAAAAAUAUAUAUCUGUAUGAUAAACCUACAGGGGGUGGGAGCCUGGGGAUCAAUUUGUAAAAUGUGUGUAUUUUUUUCAGUUGUAUUUUUUAUUUUUUACGAUAUCUAUUUAUUUUCUUUAGGUAUGUAUUGGAUAAAUGUAUGUACAUGUUCCGUUCCUUCUUGGCUUCAUUUGAACUAGUUUUAAAAGUAAAUAUGAAACAUUGAGAAAAAUGGUCAUUCAAAUACGCUACUGUAUGUGUACAUUUUGAGAACAAAUUGUGCAAUGAUUUAACAGAUUUCCAUGAUUAAAGUGAUAGUAAUACAAAUUGAAAAAUAUCAUCCGGAAAAAUAAACAAUAAUGACGAUGAUGGUGAUGAUGAUGAUGAUGAUGAUGAUGAAAAUGGUGAUGUAAUAGGAAAAAAAAAUAAUAAAGCGAUCCAGGUGGAUCCGCUGAUCAUCGCAAA
Molecule: messenger RNA, 7554 nt
Organism: Acanthopagrus latus (yellowfin seabream)
Lineage: Eukaryota; Metazoa; Chordata; Actinopteri; Spariformes; Sparidae
Gene: ppfia3
Product: PTPRF interacting protein alpha 3
Exons: 31
Coding region: 1184-4888 (1234 amino acids)
Biological process (GO): synapse organization
Cellular component (GO): presynaptic active zone
Molecular function (GO): protein binding
Source: RefSeq, a predicted model, not a curated record